This is a messenger RNA of Hemicordylus capensis (graceful crag lizard), 2976 nucleotides long. It is a transcript of the gene ULK3, whose product is annotated as unc-51 like kinase 3. Bases 157 to 1587 code for a protein of 476 amino acids. Gene Ontology annotation, molecular function: protein serine/threonine kinase activity; ATP binding. Gene Ontology annotation, biological process: protein autophosphorylation; autophagosome organization; peptidyl-serine phosphorylation. The record is from RefSeq and is a predicted model, not a curated record. Lineage: Eukaryota; Metazoa; Chordata; Lepidosauria; Squamata; Cordylidae. The transcript is spliced from 16 exons. Gene Ontology annotation, cellular component: autophagosome; cytoplasm.
AGCUUCCCAGCAGGAAGUGGGAUCGCCGCCGCCGCCUCCUCCUCCAGCGCUGCCGGGCUUGCACGGUGGCGGCAGCAGCAGCAGCAGCAGGGCGCGGAGGAGGCGGUCUGGACUGGGCGGCGGGCGCCCUCCUCGGCUGCGGCGGGGAGCAGGUGCAUGCAUGGGGGGAUGGCAGGGGCCGGCUGGGCCCCCCCGCAGCUGGAGGAUUUCAUCCUGACCGAGAGGCUGGGCAGCGGCACCUACGCGACGGUCUUCAAGGGCUACCGGAAGAGGAAUGUCCGAGAAGUGGUGGCCGUCAAGUGCGUGAACAAAAGGAGUCUGAACAAGGCGUCUGUGGAGAACCUCUUGACGGAGAUUGAGAUCCUCAAAACCAUCCGCCAUCCGCAUAUCGUGGAGCUGAAAGAUUUCCAGUGGAACAAAGAGUACAUCUACUUGAUCAUGGAAUAUUGUGCUGGGGGUGACCUGUCUCGCUUCAUUCACGCACGCAGGAUACUCCCAGAGAGGGUGGCUCGCAUUUUCCUACAGCAACUGGCUUGUGCCUUGAAGUUCCUUCAUGACAGGAAUAUCUCCCACUUGGAUCUGAAGCCUCAGAACAUCUUGCUCAGUUCCUUGGAUAAGCCUUAUCUCAAACUAGCAGAUUUUGGAUUUGCUCAGCACAUGUCUCCAAGGGAUGAAAAGCACGUGCUGAGGGGUUCACCGCUGUACAUGGCUCCUGAGAUGGUGUGCAGCCGGCAGUAUGACGCCCGGGUGGACCUGUGGUCUGUUGGGGUGAUUCUCUAUGAGGCCCUGUUUGGACGCCCUCCCUUUGCCUCCAAAUCAUUUUCUGAGCUGGAAGAGAAGAUCCGUAGUAAUCAGCCUAUCGAGCUGCCCGGCCGUCCGCGCCUCUCGCCAGAAUGCCGGGACCUCCUGCAGUGCCUCCUGAAGAGAGACCCCCAGCAGCGCAUCUCCUUCAAGGCCUUCUUCGCCCACCCCUUUGUGGACAUGGAGCACAUGCCUAGUGAGGAGAGCCUCGGCAAAGCCACCAAUCUUGUCAUGGAAGCCGUGGAAAAGGACCAGGCUGGAGACGCGUCGGCCGCCCUCUCUCUCUAUUCCAAGGCCUUGGAGUACUUUGUGCCUGCCUUGCGCUAUGAGAUUGAUGCCCGCAGGAAGGAAGCCAUCCGAUCAAAGGUAAGUCAGUACAUCUCGCGGGCAGAGCAGCUCAAAGUGCUGGUCUCGUCCAACAACAAGACCCUCCUGCAGCAGGGCAACCCUGCCAGGGACAUCCUGAAAGAGAUGUCCAAGGACAAGCCCCGUCUUUAUGCUGCCCUGGCGGUAGCCUCUGCUGCUGUCGCAAAGGAGGAGGAAGGCAAAGAUGACAGUGAGACCCUGGAUCUGUACCAGCAGAGCUUGGGUGAAUUGCUGCUCAUGUUAGCUGCUGAGCCUGCGGGGAGGAGAAAGGAGCUGCUGCAUGCUGAGAUCCAGACUCUGAUGGGCCGAGCAGAAUACCUGAAAGAACAGAUCAAGAGGAAGGAGUCGCAACUGGAAGCGGAGUCCAUGGGCAAGGAGGGCAUGAUGGAUUCUGUGCGGGGCUCCUGCACAUUACAGUGACCCUGAUACCUGGAUCGUACGCUGUGGAUUCUAUACCUCAAUCACCGAGCAACAGAUGAUCCUCCAACUCAGAUGCAAGAACCAGUCACAGUUUGUAUGGACUUGUGUUCGUCUCUGCGCGCACACACACACACACACACACACUGAACUUAUGAAGCCUGAGGUUGUAUAAACUGUAGCUUUCUGUAUAGAGGGAAUUGUAAUUUAUUUGUAUGCUUUAUAUAUAUAUAUUGUACAAUUCAUUUCUGUUGUGCACUGUUAAGCAAAACAAGAGGUUCGAAGCAUUUAAUAUAUAGGAAUAUGCUCAGGUCCGUUUACACACCCUAUCGGGUAAUGCAUAGUAUAAAUGAAGGUUUGGGUGUCUGGUGCAAUGCCCAGUGAGUGGGAUUUUAAGGACUCUGAUGGUGAAAGUGAACAAAAAUCUAUCAAUGGUUGAUUACUUUAAUGUCCAUGGUUGUCAUCCAGACAAAAUUACUCAUGAGGAGUCCCAUUGAAAUGGGACAAGUUACUAUAUACUGCUUUGCAAUGAAAGGCUUCUCAAAGCCCUGCUAACUGAGGAAAAAAAGCACUUUUUAAAGUGGUGAUUCUUUUAUGUUUAGCGUGGGAGAGCAACUGGCCCUGUCCAGCCCCCGUACAGCACUUCCAGUGGCUGUUGCUGGCAUUUACCUUAUGGGUGUUUUUGGUUUUGGUUUUUUUUUAAAGAUAGUGAGUCCUUUGGGGACAGGGAACCAUCUUAUUUAUUUAUUCUUUAUUUUUCUAUGUAAUCCAUGUUGGAGACUUUGUUGAAAAGCGAAAUAUCGAUAGUAUUAGUGGUACAGUAGUAUACUUGGAAAGAUAAAUAAGAUGGUUCCCUGUCCCCAAAGGACUCACAGUCUAAAAAGAAACAGCGUGGACAGCCACAGGUACUGGGAGAGGUGCUGGGCUGGGCUAGGGACAGUCGCUUUGCCCUGCUAAACAGAAAAGAGAACUCCCACUUAAAAUUCAGUGAGAAUUUUAAGGGAAUGGGGAAUUAAAACCCCAUUCAGCCAUGAAAACUCACUGGGUGACUCUGGGCCAGUCAUGUAUCUCUCAGCCUGACCUACCUCACAGGGUGGUUGUGAGGAUAAAAAGAACCAUAAAUAGAACUCUGAGCUCCUCGGAGGACGAGCGGGAUAGAAGUGUAAAAAUAAAUAAAUAAAUAAAUAAAGUGCCUAGUUAGCAGGAGUUAGUCAUGACUAACUUGUCCCAUUCAUUUCAGUGGGACUACUCAUGAGUAAUUUAGUCUAGCUGUCAACUCACUUCUCCAGUCACUAUUUUAAAACUGCUUUCUGGCUUUACACUUGCAAGGGAAAUGCUACUAUUCCAUGCCCCUCUGGCAAACUCUUGGGAAUAAAAGGAAAGGUGACGCCA